AUGUCCUACCCUUCUUGGUUGGCAGGCGACUUCCUGGUCGAGUCUUUCCGCGAGUUGCAUGGGUCGAACCAGUGGCGGGCCAACAAGGAGCUUAGUUCCAGACGUAUAGCAGUGCCUGCUCCGCCCUUGCAGUCUCUGCUGGAUGUCAGACAAACUCUCGCAUCUUUCCGCCAGAUGCUGCAGGAACAGAGCCCCGAUCGUGCAGAUCUUCUCUUUCAGGUAGACACGCAGAUCUUACAAGUGGAUGAACUCCAUCGGUCUUUGACUUCAGACACACAUACUUUCCAGCACCGCUCUAGUGUUACAGAGGCAGGCAAGGCAGCUAAGCGAGGUCGCAAGCAGGAGUACUCGACAAAAGCAAUUGUUACUGCAGUCCAGGCGUGCACGCUUUUGCGUGACUCGGCAGACUUGGAAAAGCAAAUGCGGCACUCGCUGCAACUGUUGCUGCCCAAUCAGUCGACAGAGCUCAGCGCUGCCAUAGAUCGUGGUCUGAUAAAGGCACCCGGUCCUUCCCAGAUCAGCCGUUGGCGCCUUGCUGUCGAUGUUGGGUUCAUGUUUGUGAUGCGAUCCUUGUUUAGGGAGACUCGCGGCCGCGCUGUACGUUGUUUCUUGGUGGAUAGCAGCCCCCAACGGGGUUUUGACUGGGUCCUCAGUGAGGCGCACAGCCUGUCGCCCAGUGAUUUCUCGCAGUGGGUCCAGAACCAAUGGCGCAUGAUCGAGACACGUUCCCAUUUUCAGCGUUUGACUGUUGCCUGUGAGUCUGCUGCUGGCCGUGCGCAGGACCAUGACUUGCUUGAUUUGCAGGAGCAGCUUCGCCAAGUUCAGCAGGAGCGUGAAGAUGUGCAGCGCAUUUUGGAUUCUCUGGGCAGCGUGCGGCAUCCUACAGUAGACAUACACCUCUGCCCACCGUCAGCCCAGGGCAGUCAGCGAGCUCAGUUGGUCCACAAAGUCCAUGCGCUUCUCCACACCCUUAGAUUAGAAGUGGGCGAGUGGCAUGAAGUUGCUGAAUAUCUUUCCACUGUGCGUGCCGUCACGACAGACUUUGGCACAGAGUCAGGAUUGUGUGAUGUGGAGAAUGUUGACAUCUCGUUGCUGUUUCCGUGGGCGCAAAACGCACUUGAUUUUGAAAGGGCCCCGGCCCCGGCCUGCGAAGAUGAGGACGUGGCUCUGCAGGGGAACGCGUGUCUUGUCAACGGCACUCCUUUCCUGCAGGUUCGCGAGGGCAAAAUUGUAAUGCCGAAACUUUUUCCAUUGGCUGUGCAGGUUCCUGGUGCCUUGCAUAUCUUGCACCACUCUGUCGAGGAAUUGACUUCCGCCUUUGAUGCUUACGAAUCCUGGUUCCUGCCCGGCCUUAAAGCUGUCAACAAGGUUUUUUCCAAGAAGCAUGUUCGUGAGCGUUUCAUUGCAGAAAUUUUGCGUGGCAGUGAAGCCAGUUCAUUUGAGACAGCUGUGCAGCAGUUGCAACUCAAUCUGCAUGAGGCCCGAUGGGGCACCUUAAUCACGACAUGCAAGGAACUGCUGUCCAUUCGUUUGGUUUUCGUGUAUUGGGACUUGUCAAAGGUUCUGGGUGGUGCACCUGGCCCGGAUGCCACAGACGAAGACAGGGAUUCGUUUGCAGAUGGUUCCAAGAUGUCGGAGGCUGUGAGCAGCCCCUGCUGGUGGGAAUACUUGUGCAUGAUCAUACGCCUGGGUCGUGUUGUAGAUCACUUGGAGCAUUGGUUUGAGGCCUGCCCCUGUCACUAUCGCACCGUGCCAGAAUCAGCCUCGCUUUCAGGCAACACCAUCUUUCGCACCCGCUACUCCUGCCCUUUAGCAGGGCGCAGGGCGCCUGAACUCGCUGCAGGGGCAUUGGACGACGUUGUUCAGCAAACCUUGCAGACGCAGCAUGCUGAGCUUCUCAUGGCGUGUUCGUCGUUGCCUUCAGAAGACCGGGACACUGUACUGAAGGAUUAUGCAUCGGCGCAGGCUAAGUUGGAGAACUAUUUGGCCAUCAAGUUUGCUUUUUGGAAAGCCUUGCCUCACUGUCUUCUUGUAUUGGGUCAUCACAGUGAGCAUGUAGCGCGUUCCUCUUUGACGCAGGCAAAGCAGCUAUACGAUGAGCGUCGGGACAGUGACAAACACCAUGCUCUGACGAAGCAUUUUUUUGAAAGUGAUUUCUCUGUGCAGCUCGAUGCCUUCUUGUCUGGUUCCACUUCCCGCUGUGAUUCUUGUGAUUUAGCCAGGGAAGCAGCUGCGGCUGCUUUUGUAUCCUGUGUCGAAAGGAGCAUUGAGGCCAGGCAUGCAUUGCUCAAGGCCAAGACUGCGUUGAUGAAGAAAAUGUUGCCAUCCACCUUUUCUGUGGCUGUCCGCUCGCAUGAGUUCAACAGGAGAUGCUUUCAAGACCUGCCUUUGCUUGAAGAAUGGCAGCGACAUGUCAAAAGGCUGAAGGUCAACCCUCGCAAAGGCCUGCCACAUGUGCUGCUGCAUUUGGGCAUGUCCUGUCACCCAGAUGUCGUGAGACUUGCGAGCUUGGACAGCAAAGUCAAGCUUCGGCACGCUUCAAACAUUGUGUACCAUUGUGACCUUGAGACUCAGUAUGACAAGCGUGCUGAAGCAGCCAGGGCAUUGAAACAGCCGCAGUACCGGAGCAAUCCUGACGCCGCGCCCAAGCUGCGCCAACUUGUUUCUCAGCAAGCCACUGAAGAAGAGAAACAAUCUAUGAUGCUGCGCAUUCUGAUGCAGGAACAUUUCCGUCGUCACUGUCAGGAAGGUCAGAUCUACUCUGUCACUGGCACGUUGCCGCCUACACGCUCCGUGCUGCAAGCUUUGCUGCCACGUGCGGACGCAAGCGCAGCCGUAGCCGAACAUGUGCCUCAGCAGAUGUUCUCGGCGCCCGAUCCAGAACCUCAUGUCUUGCAAGUUGGCCAACCCGAGCCCCGUGACGACUUGAAUCCCCUGGCCAUGGCCGAAAUCGCAGAACCCAAUGAGCCCACCGUCUUCGUGCAGGCAGGGCAUAGAGUGGUGAAGAAAAACCCUGCCGGGUUGCGUCGAGUCAAGGCUGGAGAUGCCUAUGCCAAGCAGAUGGGCCACUUAGAUGUUGCUGUGGCCGUGCGUGUUUCCCAGCCUGGUGGCACACUCCAGAGCGCUCUUGUGGAUCUGCUGCCUGAAAGAGGUCCAGAUGGCAGGUUGGGCCUCAGGUUCUUUGAUGCGCCGAAGGUAACCAGCAUAGCAGAAGCCACGCAGUGUGUCAGUUUGUGGACUCAAGGCUCUACAGGUGCUCAGUUCUCCCCCAAAUUCCUGCCCGGGUUUCCUGAAUAUGUCCGUGGCCCUGCCGGAGAGUUGGUGUCCCACAUGGCUCGAAUGGGUGCAAUUUCUGGAAGCAUGAAUGAGCAUGCCAUGCACAUCAGUCAUGACGAGGAGGGUGCCGCAAGCAACCUUGAAUCUUUGGAGUGCCUCCAGAAUGCUGGCUUGGCCACUGCCACGUUCUGUGACUCUAAUCAAUCCGCGUGGUUGCUGAGCGCAGAAGCUUUGCAACAUUGCCACUUGAGUAUGCGCUUGUCCAGCCCAGUUUCAGUGUUUGCUGUCCCAGACGGGCAGCCUGCCCUGUCGUGGACAAGGAUGGAGCUGCUUUCGUACCUGGACAGGCAACAUUGGCGCUGCAACUUCUUGUCGGAUGACCCCGAUGCCCGAGGCGCCGUGGUGCCGUUGGACUUGACUUUCCGUACUUCGGACGACAAGAACGUGUACGUGCUCAAGGGAAAGCUCUUGCAUCGGUACUUGUGUUGCCUGGCGUAUGCAGAUGCUGAGUUGCCGCUGCCUGGGCAGCCGGAGGAAAUCCGGCACUUUGAGAACGAUACCUACUACGGAAAGAUACUCGGCCUGGAUGCUUGCGCUGGCACUAAGCCACUUCCUCUGACAGACGGUGCCGCUGUGCCACGAGCAGCUUUUGCAGAGCCACAACAUUGUGUCAAUGACUUUGAUGAACUUCCUGAGCUGGAUGCAGGGCGCCAGGAUUCUGUACAGGAGGAGGCUGAGGCUGAGGCGAUUGAGGAGGCCUUGGAUCUCUUGGAGGACGAAUCUUUUCUUCAACGUGGCACGCGUCCUCUCUUUCCUUCUAUGUCAUUCUAUCCCUCUGAUGCUGAUUCUGGUUCCCCGGUGGGUGGCAUAGAUUGGUCCAACGUGGACCUGUCUGAUCUGAAUCUGCCGGCUCCUGAUGAAGCAGUCUCGCCUUGUAGCAGCGGAAGUUCCAGCAGCAGUUCCAGUUCCAGUACCAGCAGUAGCAGUAGCACUUCUGGAAACUCGGAUUCAGACAGUGGAGGCAAACCCGCGGCAGUGCCUCACGAUGACGCGCCAGUUCCUGACAGAAAGAGGGAGGCAGACUCAUCGCAUCCUGAUGCGCCGGCUACUGUCAGACGGCGCCGCGACGAGACCUUCGAAUGGAGGGGGUUCCGCUUCACUUUCAGGCCUGGCUCUGGCACGAAGAAGCCCUCUUAUAUGGUGCUUUGUCGAUUCCAUUCGCGGGCCUAUAACGAAACCAAGUGCACACGGACUUGCGGUUGGUCUCAGCCGGAGGAUCGUGACACUGCCAUCCGAAAGCUGAAGACAUGGUGCGUUCGAGCUCCUGAUUUCGCUUUCGCUGGCAGCAACCCUGAUAGGGCCCCACAUCAGUCGCAUGACAAAAGAGGCCUCGUUAUCAUGACUGAUGCAGAAUUGGACGCAGCACCACUGCCGGCGCUGCCGGCUCCAACCGACUGA
Symbiodinium natans is the source of this 4734-nucleotide messenger RNA. NCBI's taxonomy places the organism in Eukaryota, Dinophyceae, Suessiales, Symbiodiniaceae. The record is from the annotation of a GenBank genome assembly.